CAAUUAGGAAAAAAAAUCAAUUGAAAUUUGAGAAGGGAAGUGAUAAGAAAAAGAGAGUAAGGUGAUAGAAUCAGUGGCUCAAAUCACACCAAAAUCUCCAACUCACUUCUCAUUGGAUAAGACAACUAUCAAGAAGCCUUCAAUUUCCAUUGGUCCUCCUCUCUCCUUCUAUAAUCCCAAAAACCAUCUCACAAACUCAUCAAACCUCUUUCUCAUCUCAUCUUCAAGCCAUCUCCGAUCAUCAUCAGACAAUGGCAGCAGCUAUGGCAACAGCAACCAAGUGCAUGUCUCUAAACCCAUCUCCUCCUAAACUCCAAAACCAAACCAAAUCCAAACCAUUCAUCUCCCUACCAACCCCACCAAAACCAAACGUCUCUCUCGCCGUCACAAGCACCGCCCUAGCCGGAGCCGUCUUCUCUUCCCUCAGCUACUCUGAGCCAGCUUUAGCCAUCCAACAGAUCGCUCAGCUCGCUGCAGCAAACGCCAGUAGCGACAACCGUGGCUUAGCUCUUCUCCUUCCCAUCGUCCCAGCCAUUGCAUGGGUCCUUUACAACAUCCUCCAGCCAGCUAUUAACCAGGUCAACAAGAUGCGUGAGAGUAAAGGUAUCGUUGUUGGUCUAGGUAUUGGUGGUGGUCUUGCAGCGUCAGGGCUUUUGACUCCACCUCCGGAGGCUUAUGCUGCGGCAGAAGCGGCGGCUGCUAGUUCAGACAGCAGAGGACAGUUGUUGUUGAUUGUUGUGACACCGGCACUACUUUGGGUUCUGUACAAUAUCUUGCAGCCAGCUUUGAACCAAAUCAACAAGAUGAGGUCUGGGGAUUAAAAUCUUAUAUAUAUAUAAUAUUAUUAUAAAUCAUCUUUGGGAUUCAAAUGUAAAAUUAAUCCUUUGUUUUAUGGACAGUUUUAUGUUUACAUUUUUGGACUAAUAUCGUUUCUCUUAUCGGCAUAAGUACUAUACUCAAUUUCAACUGUAACUAGGUUAGUCUGAUGAUUUCUAGAACCACAAUUCUAGUAGUGCAUAGCUUCAGCUUCUAGCCUUCUAGGGGACUUGGAGUUGGUUUAAGUAAUGCGAAACGCUUCCUCCAGUGUUUUAGAUCCCAGAUGGCUUUAACAGGAGGAAUGUACCAUCUUUUGAGAAAUUAUAUCAAGAACCCAUAUCUCAAAAUGGACUUUCGUACAAACUCAUUUCAUUGACCUUUCUGAUGCAUUUCAUUCACCUCC
Messenger RNA from Arabidopsis thaliana (thale cress), 1219 nucleotides. It is a transcript of the gene PSBY, whose product is annotated as photosystem II BY. The transcript has a single exon. Gene Ontology annotation, cellular component: membrane; chloroplast thylakoid membrane; photosystem II. The record is from RefSeq and is marked reviewed. Gene Ontology annotation, biological process: photosynthesis. Gene Ontology annotation, molecular function: manganese ion binding. Bases 252 to 821 code for a protein of 189 amino acids. Lineage: Eukaryota; Viridiplantae; Streptophyta; Magnoliopsida; Brassicales; Brassicaceae.